CGAAGAGUAUGUUACAUGAGUAACGCGAUUCUUGUACAGUCAGCUUAGGUGUGAUGUUCGCAAUAAAUCCUCACCGAAACACAUUUAUAGUUUGGUGUAGAGCAUGAUUACAUAAAGAUAGCAUAGGCUACACAAAGCAAUGGCCAAGUCCCUUGACAUCAAAGCCACCGAAUACCAAAAGGACACAACAGAAUACGAGGACAACAAGAUGGCCGACCGGGACCAAAAAGUACACCUAUUGGCAACAACUGAGAAAACAGAUAACAGAUUAUCAUCUGCUGGAUAUCCGGUGGAUACAGGAUAUGCAUGGGUUGUCAUGAUAGCCUCGUUUUGCGUGCAGUGUUUGCUGGUUGGCUACAGGAAAUCAGAGGGCGUGGUUUUCGUGGCAUAUCAGUCCAAAUUUGGAUCAAGUGCUUCAUUGACGUCACUAGUUGGUUGCAUAAUGGAAGGAGUGAGCAGUCUGUCUUCAUUUUUCGUUAUGAGGUAUCUCAUCAAAAUUUGGAGUCCAAGGACGAUCUCGUUGAUUGGCUCGUUCUUCUUAACGGUGGGAGUAGCUGGUAACAGCCUAGCGAUCCGCUAUGAAUAUUUCUGCUUAACGGAAGGAGUUUGUUUCGGACUUGCCUACAGUAUGUUGUAUGGCCCAGCCUUCUAUGUCGUCACGCAAUACUUCGUGAAGCGUCGCCCCCUAGCGGUAACCUUCGCCUCGUGCGGCACAAGUUUGGGCGGGAUUAUCUUCCCUUUACUCAUCAACCAUCUGUUGGAUAACUACGCGUUUUCAGGCGGCCUACUACUCACAGCGGGGGUUCUGAUGCAUUCGUUUGUGUUCAGUUCGCUAUACACCCCCAUCGACAACUACCCCCGUAAAAACACUUCUUAUACUAAUAACUACUCUACUAUUCUAAAUAACACAACUCUAAAAAAAGAACCCGAUUUAACUUUAUGUUGUUAUAAUCGAAAUAAUAAUAAAACAUUGAAACAGAGCGAAGACGUAGAAAUGAUUAAAAUAAAUAAAGAUCCGGAUUUUUACGAAAAUCUCCGAUCCAAUCAGAUUCAAGCACCACAGCUGCAAACUUCGUUGACGAAUAUUUCAUCCAAUCAUUUAGUCACUAACUUAGCCAGUAAGACAAAACUAGAAUCGUCGAAUGGUUUUAAUAAAAACACGACGCUAAUAUCCAACAGACAAGUCGAUGAUGAUAUCGAAGAAGAAAUAACAAACGAGAAAUCGAUUACUGCGAGUCACACACACUACUUACCACCAAGUUGUGAGACCUCUAACGAGAAGGGAGAUAACCAAAACAAUUCACCAAAACAGAAAUCACCUCCCUUGGAUUCUUUAUCCAACGUUUUAACUACACCACACGCAUUGUCUGAAAAUAAAUUACCAGACGAUGGAAUGUUCGAGAAAGCUGUGAGUACGGACAAGACCUCGUCUAUCAGAAGUAACGAGGUACCGGACACACAAGAUGAAUCAUCGACCGCUGGUAAAAGCAUGUUGAUUAGGUCACUCAGCUUUUGGGCUCUGAUUCUGUUUUAUUUCUGUGCAAUGGCGGGACACUCGUUACCCGCCAUUUUCCUCCCCGCCUUCACGAAAGAGCGGGGCUUCACGGCAGCAGACGGCGCGUUCUUCGCGUCCCUCAUGAACGUCCUGGACAUCCCGGCGCGCAUCAUAGGGGGCGUGGUUGUCAACUUCCGGCUACUCCGCCCCACCACCUUCUGCAUCGGCCCCAUGUUGGUGGUCGGCGUAGUGGGGAACCUCAUGACUGUCUGUACAAGCUACGAGUCUAUCCUGUGUAUGGCCAUCACAUACAGCCUGUGUCUUGGUAGUUUUUUCUCGAUGCAUACCUUGAUCGCCAUCGACGUUCUGGGAUUGAAGAACUUUCCACCUGCCAUUGCCGUUUACUACCUGACCAUGGGCGUGGGAUCUGCUCUGUCGUACCCCGUAGCAGGGUUACUAAAAGACCUUACGGGGACCUACAAUAACAGCUUUCAUUUUAUUGGGUCGUUGAACAUUGUUGCCGUCUUUGUGUUGGCCCUUGUCAUACCGUACACAGAAAGCUAUGACGUCAGACGCGGAGUGCUGUCGCCAAGGAAAGAAUAGACCAAUGUUUAUCAUUUUUCUUAUACUUAAUCGG
Molecule: messenger RNA, 2132 nt
Organism: Physella acuta
Lineage: Eukaryota; Metazoa; Mollusca; Gastropoda; Physidae
Biological process (GO): transmembrane transport; monocarboxylic acid transport
Molecular function (GO): monocarboxylic acid transmembrane transporter activity
Source: RefSeq, a predicted model, not a curated record